Molecule: messenger RNA, 450 nt
Organism: Paramecium primaurelia
Lineage: Eukaryota; Ciliophora; Oligohymenophorea; Peniculida; Parameciidae
Source: the annotation of a GenBank genome assembly
AUGAUGAGUUUUCAUAUCCAGAUUAUCUUAUUAAGAGCCAAAAACAUUAAAUUCAAAGUUUUAUUAAAAUAUGAAUAUGAGAUGAAAUUUGUAAAACCCAAGCAAAAUGAAUAUUUUGGUUCAGAUUGUUUAAUGUGCUAAGAACAACCAAUUUAUUAUUGUAAGUUAUGUCCCUUAAAUGAAAGUGAAAAAUGUUUUGAUUGCCCUCAAUUGAUUUAAGUAUGUUUAUCUCGUUCAAAAAUAAAAAUUACAGUAUUUAUAUUUACAUAUUAGGCUUAUAAACAACAAAAUAUAGUCACUAAUUAAAAUGCAAUUUGCAAUGAGAAAUGCAUUAAACCUUAUGCAUAUCCAGCAACUUAUUUUGAUCCAUAUAAUUAAUUUUCUGGAUAUUGUUUUGAUAAGGAAUGUAAUGACUCUCUUUUGGUAUAAAUUCUCAUACUAAUCAUGUGA